Molecule: messenger RNA, 1161 nt
Organism: Guillardia theta CCMP2712
Lineage: Eukaryota; Cryptophyceae; Pyrenomonadales; Geminigeraceae
Exons: 6
Coding region: 1-1161 (386 amino acids)
Molecular function (GO): nucleotide binding; nucleic acid binding
Source: RefSeq, a predicted model, not a curated record
AUGCUCACAGGUGAUAGGGGAUAUCGGACCCUCUUCCUCCUCCUUCUCCUCCUCUUGGAACAGAUGCGGAGAGCUUCACCCUCUCAUGGCUGCCCGAGGGCUGCUCGUGGAAGCACGGGUUUGCUGCUGCGGCUGAGAGGAGGAGAGGAGCAGGACUACGAGGCUGAGCGAGAAGCCAAGUUGAGGAAGAACGCGGAACUGCUGCGGCAACUCGGGCUGGCGUCCUCGGUUGUAGCGACCGCCGACCCCUCAAGAAAGAAGAGGACGAGGACGAGGAAUGGGCAAGGGAGGAAGGAGCCGGUGACUGAGGGGAUGGACGACAGCUUUGUCCGCCGAUCGCUCAGGACUCGAGCAGCCGUCACGUACGCCGAGAGCAGUCAGGCGUCUGAGGACUCCGGGUCUAGCAGCCCGUCUGAGAGCAUGUCGGAGGACGAGGAGGACGAGGAGGUACGGUGGGAUGACUUGAGGCCUCGAUCCCGAGGAAGACCGUCGGGUCAGUACGGGAGGUACAUGCUGAAACAUGGACCGACCCCCACCGGACCCGGCCGCAACUCCUCCUCUUUCGAAUGCCCGGAGUGGGCGCCGGCGGCAGAGGUGAAGGAGCUUUACGAGUUGCUAAAGAUGAAGAGAACGAGGAUUUCCAAGGCAUCGAACGUACGAACUUUCAAGAUCGCUCAUGAUCGCGCGCUCUGGGACAUUGCCCUGCACCUGCCAAAGACCACAAACGAUCUGAUCAAAUGUUGGGGGUUCGGAUCUCAGAGGACGAGGAAGUACGGCGAAGAAUUCCUGCAGGUCUUGAAUGCCUUCAAUGCAUCAUGGAAGCCGCCACAGCCCACUCGUCUUUCCCCAACCUUCCGUAUCCCGAGCAUACAACGGGUUGCGGCCCCUCGUUCCUCUUCUGCUUCCACCAUUCCGCUCGGCUCUGUCUUCUUCAACGGCACCUGGUACCUCCCCGUCCCCAACAAGACGUUGCCCUGGCUGCCCUCCUCCUGCAAGAGUUUCUACGGCAGGAAAGAGCCGGAGAAGGAGAAAGAGGAGCAGGAGGAGCCGGAGAAGGAGAAGGAGGAGCAGGAGGAGCAGGAGGGGGAGCAGGAGGAGCAGGAGGGGGAGGAGGGGGAGAAUGACAGCGAAGGGGCUGAAGUAGAGCAGGAGGUGGGAUAA